This is a messenger RNA of Phytophthora nicotianae INRA-310, 2904 nucleotides long. RefSeq lists its product as hypothetical. The transcript is spliced from 9 exons. NCBI's taxonomy places the organism in Eukaryota, Oomycota, Peronosporomycetes, Peronosporales, Peronosporaceae. The coding region runs from base 1 to 2904 and encodes 967 amino acids. The record is from RefSeq and is a predicted model, not a curated record.
AUGGCACGGACGCACAAGACUGCCCAGAUCAAGGCCCAAAUGGCGGAGAAGGCUCGCAUCGAAGAAGAGGAAGCACGUCGUCGUGAGGAGGCUCGAAUCGCGGGCCUCGAUAGUGCGAGAACGCGCUCUGAGAAAGCUGGUGCGCUUGUCCGUGCGUGCGAGCGCCAGAAUGUAGGGUCGACGGACUCUAGUACUUCAGGGGCUAAAGCCCCAGUGGUAAACAAAGAGCCCGACGCCAAAGAAUCCGCUGAAGAUGAAGCAGAUAAAGAAGAAGAUGAAGAUAAAGAAGAAAAUGAAGAAGAAGAAGCAGAAGUAGAACUUGAGGAGAAGCCUCCCGCCAGUCGAGAUACUAAAAGAAAGAAGAGAACUUUUUCGGACGUGGAAGACGAGGAGUUAGUGAGAGUUUCUGCUUUCAAGAAGGAACACGACUCCUGGGCAAGCCUGGAGGUUAGCUUGCGAGAGUAUAUGAACACAACGCACCAGAAGAUAGUGAUCAAGGAGGUUAUUCAUACUGCACGGCGCAACGCUGCUCUUCGGUCUCAAGUACGGUUCAAAGGGCGACCAGACUCUGAAAUUCCACUCGUCCCGGCCGAACUAGAGCCGUACCAACGCAAGUACAUCUGCACACACGGGUGGUCUGAGCGAGAACGUUCAACUGAAAAGCGGACUUCGCAUGCACUUCGCCGCACGGAUUGCCCGUUCCAGAUACUAGCCCAAUUGACGAAGAAGACGGAUGGAUCCUGGUGCGUUUCGAUUAAACGUAUUCGGCAGGUUUCUGCUGACUCGCCGCUCAUGCCUGGGGUUGAGUUGCUGGUCGAGGCUCAGGCUGGGACAUCAAGCGUCUACGACUACAUUCGCAGCAACUCAAAUCACUGCGUGACCAUGGACGACGUCCGCAGCAUGAUUUCGCGGUUGCGGAGUGUGGAACUUUCUGACAAUGAUGCGGUGUCUGAGAUGAUUGUGGAGUUUAAUCUGGAGUCGUCAAAGAACGUGUCGACUAAAAACUGGGAUUCUCUCACAGAGAUGUGGGUGAUGGCUCAUCGAGUUGAUCUGCCUCACUUCAACAACCACACGAACAAUCGCGUGGAGAGUCUGUUUAGUAAACUGAAGCGAACACGCAAGGGAAAGCUGACAAUGCGGACCAGUUUUGAGGCACUUUUCGCUUACCAGAAGCGUUUGGAGGAGGACUACAGAUCCAAAGUGUCGAUGCCAGGGACAUUGAGAGAUGUGGCUUACACAGAGGAAAUGAACAUUGCCUUAGGUAUGACGACACGCUGGGUUGCACAAGCUAUCAAGACGCAAUACGACGUUGCAGUGAAUGACAACCUCGCUAGCGCUUACGCGUUCAAAGAUAACGGUUCUACUGUUACUGUGACACAUGAGAACCACGAGUUCCUGAUUGAGAAAGACGGAUGGACGUGCGACUGCGAGUUCUCACAGACGAUGAAGUUGUCGUGUUGCCACGUCAUGGCUUUCAGAAAGGCGUGUGGCAAUCCAUUUAUCAUCUCUUAUGCUGCUAUCGAGUCCGGAUGGUUUGGCCAAAGCGGGUGUUCACCCGACGAGUUGUCUGAGGUAUCCGAUCCCUUUGUAGCCAAAAUAUUCAAGUCCAAACUCAACGCAACACCAGGGAACGCUGGACUUAGCGAACCACAGAAGUACAGACAAGCUCAGCAAGCCUUUGUUCGCAUUGGAGAUGAACUGGCACGCUUGGAGGACGGAGAGUUCGUGUGUGCGGUGCAGCAAUUGGAUCAGUGGUGGUAUAAUUUGAGGCAGGGGAAAAGACUAAAAGGGGCGAGGGCAAGUUCGGGGGAUGAGGUGGACAAGGAGACCGAGAACUGUAACGGAGGAGUAGGCUACAGAAGGCCUCCUUUCAGUUCAGUAGGGAGGUUUAAGGGCGGACGUGCGAUGGCGACGUCCGUACCAGCCGUGCGUUUGACAGGAAAAGUCAGGCAAGUUGGCCGCCCAAAAUUGAAUCGCGCAGAAGUUAGGGAAAAGACACGCGUUGCUCUCAAAGAGGACAACGCCGGAAUGAAUUUGAGAGUGAUCCUCCGCGAAAGUGACGUUUGCGACGUUGUCGCCACCCUCCGCGAAAUAAAGCCUGCUGUACGAACCGUCGGUUCGUAUUUAGGUACUCACCAGGUCAAGACCGUUGACCAAAACCGUGCGAUGAAGUGGAGUGUCGACGAAGAAUAUGUGGCAUCACGAGUGCGAUUUAGGCUCCCGGAAAGUGUUAUUGAUGACGUUUUAAACUUGCUAAAGAAGGGAAUUGGCCGGAACGAAGAGAUUGAGCUCGGUAGUGAUGGAGAAUGGACUGGAGAUAUCACUUGUUUCGUGGUUACCAUCGAAAAACUGGGUCGGUUUACACGUGAACAACUGGAAGCGAUGAAGUGGUUGUGGAAUUUGCAAGCGGCAUGCCGUAAUGCCGUUCUGAGUUGUACUUGGCUAAGUAGCCUAAAUGGAUUCGGAUUCGAUUUGACUUACUCGGAUCUGUUCUGUCCGCGAGACUCUGUAUGGCUGAAUGACAACACCAUGAGUGCUGUCACUGUAUCCCUGGGACGCUACAAGAAGAGUUUGAGCGUUAUGUUGCCUCCACCGACCGAGAACCCAAUGAAUCGAGCUGAAAAAAAGGUGAUGAUUUACGACAGCUUGAACGGCGCCAAAGACAGAAAGGAGCUGAGAACGGUGGCGGACUUCAUUACGACAAAGGCUUUGAAAGAUGAAUCGAACCUGAAAGUGGAUGUUACGGAGCCGACGCAGAUGGACAGCAGCAACUGUGGAGUUUUUGUGAGCCUAUUCUUUUGGAGUGCAAUGAGCGAUGAAGCUCCAAGUGAUCUUUCGCCUACUGGUCUCACCAAGCUACAGUGGUCACUGCUGAACGCGAUUUUGAAGAUGAAGCAGCGCUAA